Messenger RNA from Penicillium expansum, 480 nucleotides. It is a transcript of the gene skpA, whose product is annotated as SCF ubiquitin ligase subunit skpA. The record is from RefSeq and is a predicted model, not a curated record. The coding region runs from base 1 to 480 and encodes 159 amino acids. Gene Ontology annotation, biological process: mitotic cell cycle; SCF-dependent proteasomal ubiquitin-dependent protein catabolic process. Lineage: Eukaryota; Fungi; Ascomycota; Eurotiomycetes; Eurotiales; Aspergillaceae. The transcript is spliced from 5 exons. Gene Ontology annotation, cellular component: nucleus; cytoplasm. Gene Ontology annotation, molecular function: cullin family protein binding.
AUGAGCGCUAUCACUCUCACCAGCUCCGAUGGAGUUGACAUCUCUGUUGAGCGCACCACUGCUGAGCGCUCCGUCCUGAUCAAGAAUAUGCUUGAGGACCUUGGCGACUCUGGAGAGGCCAUUCCCAUCCCCAACGUUAACGAGGCCGUCCUCAAGAAGGUCAUUGAGUGGUGCGAACACCACAAGAGCGACCCCCCCAGCGCCAACGAUGACGAUGACAACCGUCGCAAGACUACCGACAUUGAUGAGUGGGACCAGAAGUUUAUGCAGGUCGACCAGGAGAUGCUCUUCGAGAUCAUCCUCGCCGCCAAUUACCUGGAUAUCAAGGCUCUCCUUGACGUCGGCUGUAAGACCGUCGCUAACAUGAUUAAGGGCAAGUCCCCAGAGGAGAUCCGCAAGACCUUCAACAUCCAGAAUGACUUCACUCCCGAGGAGGAGGACCAGAUCCGCCGCGAGAAUGAGUGGGCUGAGGAUCGUUAA